This is a messenger RNA of Saitoella complicata NRRL Y-17804, 1707 nucleotides long. RefSeq names its product Pkinase-domain-containing protein. Gene Ontology annotation, biological process: intracellular signal transduction; regulation of MAPK cascade; protein phosphorylation. Gene Ontology annotation, molecular function: protein serine/threonine kinase activity; ATP binding. Gene Ontology annotation, cellular component: cytoplasm. The transcript is spliced from 3 exons. The record is from RefSeq and is a predicted model, not a curated record. NCBI's taxonomy places the organism in Eukaryota, Fungi, Ascomycota, Saitoellomycetes, Saitoellales, Saitoellaceae. Bases 109 to 1503 code for a protein of 464 amino acids.
UUCAACAACGAUACUGGUGAGUUUACUGGUUUACCGAAGGAAUGGCAGAAGUUGCUCUCGGACUCGGGUAUCAGCAAAGUGGAGCAGGCGCAACACCCACAAGCCGUGAUGGAUAUCGUGAAAUUCUACACCGAGGUACAGGAGGGGAAGGAGACAGCGGAAGGAGAGGGUGUAUGGAAGAAGUUCAACCAUGCCGAUUCACCCACGACAGCGACAUUCCCUAGCCCCAAACUACCACAAGUCGACAAAAUGCCUGUAGCACCACCCGGUGCCGAUCCGCUGAAACGCGAUCCGGGGAGUAUCAUCCCAGCACGGGCAACACCACCCAAACCCGCCCCACCACCGCAAGCAAUCUCCUCCCCACCACUCGGCCUCUCGAAACCCCUCCCAGCCGGUGUCUAUAUCCCUCAAAAACAACUCGCCGCCGCCGCAGCAUCCACCGACCCCUCCCGCCAACAAUCAAUCGAGAAUCUCAAAAACCGCAUCGCGGAUCGGAAAGCCAAUAAACCCGCUGUCCCGCCUGUUCCGGCGAUCCCUGCACAUGUCGGAGGAGAGGCAGCGGCGCUGAUUCCGGGUGCUGGUGCGAGGAGACGGGAACAGAAGAAGCCGGGGAUGAGGGAUGAGGAGGUUGUGGCGAGAUUAAAGGCGAUUUGUACGGAAGGGGAUCCGACGAAGCUUUACAGGAAUCUUGUGAAGAUUGGGCAGGGUGCUUCGGGAGGUGUCUAUACCGCUUACCAAGUCGGCACGAAUUUGUCUGUGGCGAUUAAGCAGAUGAAUCUCGAGCAACAACCCAAGAAGGACCUCAUCAUCAACGAGAUCCUCGUCAUGAAAUCCGCGAAACACCGGAAUAUCGUCAACUAUAUCGAUUCGUUCUUGUGGAAGGGUGAUUUGUGGGUUGUGAUGGAGUAUAUGGAGGGUGGAUCUUUGACGGAUGUGGUUACGUGCAAUAUCAUGACCGAGGGACAGAUUGCGGCGAUUUGUAAGGAGGUGUUGGAGGGGUUGAAGCAUCUUCACGGACAGGGUGUUAUUCAUCGUGAUAUCAAGUCGGAUAACGUGCUUUUGUCGCUGACGGGGGAUAUCAAGCUGACCGAUUUUGGGUUCUGCGCUCAAAUCAAUGAAGCAGCAACAAAACGCACGACAAUGGUCGGUACGCCGUACUGGAUGGCACCCGAAGUCGUGACCCGCAAAGAAUACGGUCCCAAAGUCGAUAUCUGGUCCCUUGGUAUCAUGGCCAUCGAGAUGAUCGAGGGUGAACCACCAUACCUCAACGAGAACCCUCUACGAGCACUCUACCUUAUCGCUACGAACGGAACCCCGAAGAUCAAUGAGCCUGAGGCGUUGAGUCCCGUCUUUAGGGACUUCUUGGCGAAGAGUUUGGAGGUGGAUGCGGAGAAGAGGCCGGAUGCGACGGAGUUGUUGCAGCAUCCGUUUUUGCAGAAGGCGGAGGCGUUGAAGAGUUUGGCUCCGCUGAUCAGGGCUGCCCGUGAGUCGACGAAGAAGUGAGAUGCAGAAAGGAUAUCGGAGAUCGAUGAUUUAAACAACUACAAGGCCUGAAGGCGGGCGUUCUCGGCGUGUGCACUUGCUCUGCUAUCCGGCUCCCACCGGGACCCUGAAUCGCUCAACAGGGACGGCUUCAGUUUCGUAAAGUAUUUCGGCAGAAGGCGUACGGAUGUGGCAAGAUAUAUUACGGUUCGGUUUAACAAGGAC